Molecule: messenger RNA, 2687 nt
Organism: Notothenia coriiceps (black rockcod)
Lineage: Eukaryota; Metazoa; Chordata; Actinopteri; Perciformes; Nototheniidae
Product: zinc finger protein 260-like
Exons: 3
Coding region: 162-2000 (612 amino acids)
Biological process (GO): regulation of transcription by RNA polymerase II
Cellular component (GO): nucleus
Molecular function (GO): RNA polymerase II transcription regulatory region sequence-specific DNA binding; DNA-binding transcription factor activity, RNA polymerase II-specific
Source: RefSeq, a predicted model, not a curated record
AACAAUACAGAGGAAGAAGAAGACCCUACCGGAAGCACUGAGCUUGCUCCUUGUGUUGUUGACAUAUAUACAGUCUAUGGUUGUUGAUAAAAGUGUCUCUGCAGGUGCUGUUGGAGCAAAACAAAAAUGUUUCGAUGUUAAAAAAGUAUUUUUAAGACUCCAUGAUGUCCAAACUGCAGGCGGUGAGGGCGCUGCUGGCGGAGAGACUAUCGGCGGCCGCGGAGCAGAUCUUCAGCUCUGAGGAGGCAGCAGACAUGCCUUCUGAACAGCAGAGGGCAGCUGUACACAAGCGGCUGUCGAUGGUUGCAGACGAGAUUGUUAGGAUCCUGGAGGACAUGAUGGGAGAAUACGAGGCACGAGUGACCGAAUCCCACCAGGAGAGCCAAAGCCAACCGCCCAACGUCAUGCUUAAAACUGAGACAAAUGUACCCAGCCCAGAGAGAUUUACACUCCUUGGGUCAAACACUGAAAAGGAUGUUUCUUCUGAGCAGAGCAGGGCAUCCAGUCUGCUCCAGAAAACAUUACAUAUAAAGUUUAAAGACGCCUAUACAGACACAGACUGUGAUUUAAUCCACACUGGGCUCUCAGAUAACCAUCAAGCACAGAGAACAGAAAAGGGAACCUCGACUAUGAUGGAAACGGAGACACAAAGUAACCCUAAGGUUCUAUCAUCGAACAAUUCAGAAACUCCAAGUGAAGAUAAUAACAGUGAGAUAAAUGAAAAACAUCUCAAAUCACUUCAGAGCCAUAGUCAGGGCGAGGAUUGUUGCCAACUGUGUGGAAGGUCUUUCCUCAAUGGGGUCAUUGGGAAGAAAAUGAAAAAACAUAAAAGGAACAAUUUCACAUCCAACAAGAGCCCGACUGCAGGACGGAGUUGUUGCAGAGUGUGUGGAAAGUUUUUCCACUACAAACGGUCUUUUCUGAAACACGUAGUUACGCACAAACAGAACUCCGAUCUUUGUGGAGCCUGUGGGAAACAUCUGGACUCCGACGAAAGCCUGGAGGUUCAUUUACAAACGCACAAGGAAGAAAACAUCUGCAGGAAUUCAGAGGAGAAACAGUCAGAGGCAGAGGGCUCUGGGAAUAAAGAGGACAGUGAUGAGGAGUGGAAGGACAGUGAGGGCAGUGAGGAAGGAGACAGUGAGAAGGAGCAGAUCAAAGACCGACCUUAUUUACGAAAGUCAAAAACAAAAGGAGCUAAAGAUAAGGAUUGCAAGGAUGUAUCUAAUCCGAAAUACCUCUGUAAAGUAUGUGGCAAGUCUUUCUCCUACAGAGCCUCGUUUUUGAGGCAUGUGCUAGAAGACGAGGAGGAUACAGAUGUUUGUGGCGUGUGCGGGAAACGUUUCAAAUCCGAGGAAAGCUUGAGGUGUCACCUGCAAACCUACAUCCAGACGAAUGAUUGUGAAGUCUGUGGGAAACACUUUGACGGCCACAAACAACUGGAGAUGCACAUGAGGACCCACACGGGAGAGAAACCGUACAUCUGCACCGUGUGCGGGAAGGCGUUCGCUCAAAACGGAAACCUAAUGGGACACAUGAGAGUCCACACGGGGGAGAAAAGGUACGUGUGCAGCGUGUGCGGGCAGAGCUUCAGCUUUAAAGAGUACAUGAUGGCUCACAUGAGGAUCCACACAGGAGAGAAACCCUUCCUCUGUAGCGUCUGUGGGAAAGGAUUCAGGCAGAGGGGGACUCUGAAAACACACAUGAUGAUCCACACAGGAGAGUCCACUCACCGAUGCAGCGUGUGUGACAAGAAGUUCUAUAAAAGCGGAGCGCUAAAGAUCCACAUGAGGUCGCACACCGGAGAGAAACCGUAUCUGUGCAACGUCUGUGGGAAAAGCUUCACGGCCAGCGGCUCGCUGACCAAACACAUGGGCGUCCACGAGGGGGAGCGAGCGCACAGCUGCAGCGUCUGCGGGAAAGGGUUCACAAGGAAGGAGGAUCUGAAAAAACAUGUUCAGACUCACCCAGAGGAAUCCACACAGCUGACAAGUCUUUAAUGUUUGUUAAAGGAGAAGUUCAACAUUUUGAUAAUAUGCUAAUUCACUUUCUUUUCAAGAGUGAGAUAAGGAUAUCAAUAACAAGAGCUGAACUCUGUAAUUCUCCAUCUUUUUAGUUGCAAGGAGUUGCAUUUUUUCUGUCUUUUGUGAUGGUAAAUAUAUAAUAUUGGUCUGUUCAUCAUAAAAAACUGACUUAGCAAAACCCAACUCUUCAAUAUUACCUACAGUUGUGUUCACAAUAUAUUCAUUACAUGUAUUGCUCUUAUUCUGUUUAUCUUGCUUUACCCUUUUGAUUACAAAACUUAGUUAUUCUCUUCAUGAUUUAUCAACAUUAAGUGAUGCGUCCAUUUUCUAUAAUCUCUCUUUUAUGUUCUAUGCUGCAAUCUUGUUCAGGACUUCUCUGGUAAACGAAGAUUGGUUAGCUUUGGUUAGCAUAAAGCUGCUCGUGAGAAACAAAUCCAACACAUCCAAAGCUUGAGAUAUUAUUUAUAUGACUGAAACGGAGAUGGCAAGUUUUUCCUAAAUGUUGAACUAUUCCUUUAAAUGGUAGGCUACAUAGCAAAAUGGUUUGAUAUUCAAUUUGAAUGUUAUUUGUUUUACAAUCACAUGUGUUUUGAUGAAACUGUGAAGGAACACCAUCAUUUCUAAAAUAAUAUUUUACAAUGAUAAGUGCUGCUUUAUUGGUAU